Molecule: messenger RNA, 3490 nt
Organism: Pomacea canaliculata
Lineage: Eukaryota; Metazoa; Mollusca; Gastropoda; Architaenioglossa; Ampullariidae
Product: protein GUCD1-like
Exons: 9
Coding region: 146-856 (236 amino acids)
Source: RefSeq, a predicted model, not a curated record
CACUGUGUCGUCACUUCCUGUUGACACCCGAAAAGGGGAAAAAAAUUAGAAAAGCGAUCUGUAAACACGCUGCAAGCACUAGGCCAUUAGUUGUGUAGCUGAUGGCAAGGGCAUCAGUACAUUCUGACCCGAUAAAUGUCCAGCUAUGGAGGAAUCUAGAAAUCAAACAGAUGGUGUUCAUCACAUGAUAACCGUGCCUCUUGUGCAGCAGUACUAUUCCUGGGAUUGUGGUUUAGCCUGUGUUUCCAUGGUGUUAAGCCACUUUCACAUCCCAACUUCUGAAGUCUAUACUAAAGACCUGGACUUUCUUCAGUGUGGUGAAAGUAUUUGGACCAUCGACUUGGCCUAUCUCCUGGCACGUUACAAGCUUCCUCACCAGCUGUGCACUAUCACACUUGGAGCUAACAGCGAUUAUGCUACUAAGUUAUUUUACAAGGGCAGUUUUGGUAAAGAUGAAGAGCGUAUCAACCGUAUGUUUAAAGAUGCAGAGAAAGAAGGUGUUUGUGUUGAGAAACGGUCAGUGUCUCUCGAUGAAAUCAUUCAUCACCUGAGCCAGAACAAUAUUGCCAUCGUACUGACUGACUGGUGUUACCUGGAAUGCCUCUGGUGUCACUCCCAGAUUAGGCGGUCAUGUUUGUGUUGUUUGGAUUUAUGCCAUGCUACAUACCAAGGACACUACAUUGUUUUGUGUGGAUUUGACAGAAGGAAAGGACUUCUUUUCUACAAAAACCCAAAUGCCCAUGGAGAAGAUGUCUGCUGCUGUCGGUUGGACAAGUUUGAAAAAGCCCGUAAAUCUCAUGGGACAGAUGAAGACAUACUGUUUGUCUUUGACAAGAAAGUGCAAGUAGACAAGUAGAAGUGGUUGUAGUGUUGAUCAGGAGAUAGUUCUUAUUCUUCAUCAUGAACUAAGGGAGAGUUACAAACAACAGAUGUGUAAAUACUUCUGAAACAUUGCUUCUUGUCUGUUGUUAUGUGGCUUUAUCACCAAAAUCCCAUCAUCUUCUUGGGGUUAAUGACUUUGCUUCCUAUGAAAGCAGAAUUUGUAAAAUGCUUGAAUACAAGACUUAAUUAUUGGGCAUUUUGGAAUAGAAAGGAAAAUGUGUACACGUAUUUCAGAAAAAUAUUUGCGUUCACUAUACUAAAGCCAUGAAGCUAGAAUGCUACCAACUCAGCAUUUAACAUGAUUUAACAUGACGUUUCUACACAGUGAAUCUUUUGACGCUGCUUGCUCUAAAUGUAAAUAUCAUGUUGCCUUUUUUUCACUAUGCUGAAAGAAAUGAAACCAAAGAUUUGUAGAACUUAUUUUUUUUUUUAUAGAUGUAUAUUUAUGGCAGAUUGACAGCUCUGUCAUUUCAAAGCACAUGCUAGUUCUCAGGGUUGAUCCCAAACCAUACUGAAAACUGUUACACAUCAAUACUUUUUAACCUUGCAUUACUAACAUGGAGGAUGACUAAAUUGAACCAAAGUGUUGGUGGAUCGCCUUCGUGCUCCAUCUAUGGCAGCUCAUUAUAUUUAAAAUAAAAUACACUUGUUUUUUAAUUGAGAAUAGAGAGUGAGCAGGGCCCUUAGUUUUAGAUGGUGGUUCCUGUUGAGCAUGCUGCGCUUAUAUUGAGCAUGCACCCAGCUUUGGUCUGUAACACUGAUUUUUUGCUAAAAAAAAAAUGUUUACAAAAUUUUGACUAGGUCAUGAUAAUGCUGCCUGGUUUUUAAUAACAGCUUUGAUGAAAUCAUCAGGUAGCCUAUGACAUCAUUGUAAAUAUGGUUGUUGAUUCUUGCACAGACACAACAAGCUAUUAGACUUUGCUUCAUUCUUGUUCCACUGUUCACUUUAACUUUUUAUAAUUUAUUAUUGUAUCUUUCUGUAGAUAUAAAAUAAUUAUCCACCUAUCCUGGUGGAAAAUAGUUGAUUUACAGGUGAAUGCAAGCACUGUGAUUCCAUUUUAUUAUUUCAUUAUGUAGUCAUUUUUAUUUAUGAUCAUAUUUGCUUGGAUACUCUCCUGUUGUCUCAUUGUUUAGUGCAGUAUCUACACUGUUUACGUACAGACAUUUAAGAUAAGUUGCUAAUAAUCUAUACCUGUCAAAAGUAUGCUUUGUUGGAGUGUAUAUUGUUGUAUGAGCAAGACAGAUGUCUCAUGCCACAACUUUUCAUAGAUUCCAUUUUAAGAAAACUACUUUUUUCUGCAAAAUGGAUCGCCACUAUACUGCCAGAAACGUGUUUGGAUUAUAGUCAGAUAUCUACUGACUUUUAAUAACAGGUGCUGGCCUGUGUCAUCUUGCAGUAUCAGUGUUUUCUAGAGGAGACUGCUGACUGUUCUGCUCAGUAUAAAGAAAUGUUAAGUAAAGCUUCAAAAAAUCUAAUAACUAAAAUUAAUUGUUCAUAAAACCUUCAAGUCAGAAAAUCUUAUGAUGAUCCAGUUUAUACUAUUAGUAUUUUUGCAUACCUCAUCUAAAUGUAUGUGAGAGAAGGUGUAGGUAUGCAUGUGUGUUGAAUGUCUUGCAUGGGUAUGUCUGCCAAUUAUGUUGUGUUAUGCUCAUAUUACGUUUGUUAUAUUCAUAUUAUGUUUACUAUGCUCAUAUUAUGUUUGUUAUGCUCAAAUUAAUUUUGUUAUGCUCAUAUUAUGUUUGUAUAUAUGGUUGGGCUUGUGAGCAAAAGAAAAAUUUCUGUCUUGGACUUCCUCAUCAGACAAUAAAGUUUGAUUUGAUUCGAUUCUAACCAUCAUUCUCAAACUUUCUACUAUCAGUCCUCCUAUAUUGAUUUGAUACAUGCCAAGUUCAUGUGUCACACUUCAUGAAAGACAUUAUCAAUAACAAUGCUUAUUUAUACAGAAACAUGCAGAUUAAGUUCUUGAGAAAUUGUUUAGCAUUUGACCGAGUGCCCUUUGCCUUUCAGUUUUGCUUCUUUUUCUCUUUAGCCAGUUUUAUUUCUGCUGUAGACUUUGACAAUUGUGCAAUUCAGGAAACUCAUAUUUCCUUUGCUGUUUCAAGUAUAUUGUACAUUCAAGGAUAUUGUAAGGUUGUGUUUUGUGACUUAAAUUUAUUUUAGAAGAGGAAGAGUGUCAGGGGCAAUAAAUCAUUUGCAUUCCUGAUUUCUUCCCUUUAUCAUGCUGGUGGCAUGACAAAAAUAUCUUAUGUGCACAGUGUUACUGUAUAUGUGAUAUUGAAAAGAUUGCAGAUAUUAUGCAUCUACAAGACUGCAUGUACCUUUAACUUUGGAGGAGGGAGGUAUCCUUUUCUCAAGAAUUUAUAUGCUGUUUAAGUAACAGCAUUAUAGAAGCAGUAAUUACGGAUGAAUGGGACCGUAGGCAAUCCCAGCCAUUUAGCUUAUCUUUAAUGCUGUGUCAAAUAUAGGUCGACUUACUUUUCAAUAUACUACAUUUCCAAGUACAACAGAUGGAUAAAAUGUUCUGUGCUUUCCUUGAGGGUGAUUUCUAUUCAUUAUAUCUAAUUAACACCAUUCUUUGUUUUCUAUAAAUCUUUCAUUUAGCAUUAA